Molecule: messenger RNA, 949 nt
Organism: Musca domestica (house fly)
Lineage: Eukaryota; Metazoa; Arthropoda; Insecta; Diptera; Muscidae
Exons: 3
Coding region: 124-747 (207 amino acids)
Source: RefSeq, a predicted model, not a curated record
CAAUUAAUAAUGCAUUUACCUCAAGACAGACAUCGGCAUGAGCUUAAUUCAAUUUAGUUUAUUCUCAGAGCUUGCGAUAAUAAAGUAACCAUUGAUCCCGAACUGCAGCAGUUCAUAUUCGAAAUGUUGUCAUGGUUUAAUCGUAUACAAUCAACCAUUAUCAUAGGAUGUUUGAAUAUUUUCAUUUACUGUAUGUUUGCUGCUGUAAUUUUGGAAAAUUUGGAAUAUGAUCGAUUUCAUGAGUAUGACUAUGAUGACUAUAGUGACAUAUACAAGAGUUAUGAACAGCGGGAACAUCGAAAAUUAUAUUGUAUGAUCUAUGUGAUUAUGUGUGGAAUAAUGAUGUUGCUAUCGGCUUUGCUGAUAUGGGGCACUGUGAAGAAACGACCCCCAUACAUGGCCCCUUGGCUCUUGGGUUCAUUUGUUGUCUUGGUGUAUAGCAGCAUCGUGGUUUUAGAUGAUAUAUUUUUAAAAUCCUCGUUUGUGGGUGUGGCCAAUGCGUUUUUAUUUUUCACUAUACUUUUCAUUGUGUUUGGUUUCCAGACAUUUUGUUUGGCCCUGGUGUACAGUGUAUACAGGAACUUUCAAUUGGAAAUUGCUUUAAAAUAUUCACGAAAGCAAUUGCAUGAGGAGAUCCAGCAAGAGUGCUUGGAAGAAAUUGCCCCAACAUUGGCGACAGAGAUAAAAUCAGAAUCAAAAAUUGAAAGCAACAAGAAAAAAUCGUAUAGGAAGUUAAAACAAAAAUAAAUUGUUGCCGUAAUUGUGGAUUAUCUAAGGUUAUUUUAAAUACCAUCAUUUCCAUGGUAGAAAUAAGAAGGUGAACUCGUGAAAUCAUAUGUUUACAAUUUUUUCUAAAUUAUAUGACAUCUCAUUCUCAAAAUGUAUAUUUAUGAAAAUUCAAAUGGAAAAUUAUAGGAAAAUUUAGAGCAAUACAAAUACGAACAAUAUA